AUGCUGCCGGCUUUCAUGAGGACCUUUGACCUGGAGCCCCAGGCGCGCUGCGGAUUCAUCAUGCUCGGGGUCUUGACCCUAAGCCUCUUCGAGCUGAUGCCCCUCUUCUGCGUCGCCCUCUUCAUUCCGGUCCUGGGGAGCAUCUGCGCGGUCUUCGGCGAGGAUCGCACGAUGCUGACGACGUCGAGACUGCUGCUUGGCAGCUUCUUCAACCAGACGUCUUUCUUGGUGUUGGGCAGUUUGGUCAUCAACGCCGUGUUCGAGAAGUGCGGCCUCCUAGACGUGCUGACCUCUUCUUUGCUCCGGCGUUGGCACAUGGAGAGCAAGAGCUUCCUCCUGGUCAUCAUGCUCUCCACCAUGGCAGCCUGCUCCGUGUUGGUCUCGGGGUCCAUUGCCAGGGCCCGUGGCGGCUUUCGUCAGAGCGAGAGCGGGAGAAGCUACACGGAGGUGCCCGUGAUCAAGCGCCUGUUGCUGGGAGUCGCCUUUGCUGCCAACGCGGGCUCCAUUCUUCUGCCCAUCUCCAGUCCUGUGACGCUCAUCACAGUGAGCCUGCUGCGCGACUUCGACCACACGCUCUCCUUGUGGAGUUGGUUCUUCAUCUCAGCUCCCGUCGCCGUGCCCGCCACCGUUGUGUCCUGGUGGGUCCUCUGCUACCUCUACCCCGCUGAGCACGACGAAGAAGAAGCGGUGAUCAAGACGGUGGAGGAGGGCCUGGAGGAGGUCCCUGAGCCGACCCUCUCCCGGCAAGUGAGCCUGAGCCACGCCUCCGAGGUGCAGAUGACCCAGGGCCACUGGUUCAUGCUCGUAUCCUCCUGCCUGGCGGUUCUGGGGAUGACGAUCUUCGCCGAGGCCUUGGAGCCCGUCUUGGGCCAUCCGGCAAUCCUCGCCCUGGCCGUGGUGGUUCUGGCUUUCGGGAGCGGCUUUCUUUCCCGUGACGAGUUCCUAUGCCUGGAAUGGGAUCUUUUGGCCAUUGUGGGAGGCACCAACGUGAUGGCCCUCAUGGUGCGGGAAACGGCGCUCGCAGCCAAAGGCUCCGCCAUCAUGACGGAGAUGGGUCUCAUUGGCGGCCUGUCGUUCUGGCCCUUUACGGCGCUGGUGAUCUCGACGCUGAUCAUCUUCGGUACUUUCUGCGGCCAUCAGCUUGCUGGAGUCAUUGCGCUGCCUCUGCUGGUGGCGCUGGGCGUGAAGCUGAAGGCCGCAGAGCUCUUUGCAAUGCUGUGUGCUCUUUCGAUCCCGCUUGGGAUGGGAAUGCCCAGCUGCUCCUUCGACAACAUGGCGGCCCAAAGCCUGUCGCGCAGCUUGAAACGAAAAGGGUCUGAGCUCUUCGUGCGCGACUACCUUCUGAGUGGCAGUGCCACGGCUGUGUGCGGUGCGAUGCUGACACUGACACUGGGCUUUGGUAUCGGCUGCUUGCAGCACGGCUUUCCGAAGCCCCCGAGUGAGGUGCGCCGCGAGCGCACGCCGGAGGAGCUGGAGCCGCAGGUGGUGAAGGAGAACCGUGUCCUGGACCUGAAGGCGACCGCAAAGCUCGAGCGCAAGGCCAGAGCAGAGUACGAGCUGGGCAGGGAGCGCCGGGGCCAAAGCAAGGUGAUGCUGAUCUUCGUGGUCUUCCUGGGUCUGGGCUUCUGUGGCUUGGACCACUGCCUGGUGGGGAAUUUCAUUCUGGGAACCUUGAAGCUUCUCACCGUGGGCGGCUUCGGCUUUUGGUUCCUGCUGGACUGGAUGCUCAUCGUCUUUAACUGCGUGAACCAGUACAGCACUCUCAGCGGCUUCGGCUGGGACGUGGUCUUCACCCCCUGCAGCAUCGAGGACGCUUGCCGGAUCGGCCAGGUUACCUGCCUCCUCCACGCGCCCUUCGUCUUCGCGCUCUUGAAAGCCAAGGUCCAGGGACGGUCUGUGCAGUCCUCCGUCCAGCAGCCUGCGCAGAGCACGGUGGCCUUCCUUAGGCAGAAGGGCAUUGAGUCCCCAGCUUCUUGGGAGAUCGACCACGUCUUCGAGGCCUCAGACAAGAACCGCGACGGCUUCGUGACGGCCCAGGAGCUCAAGGAAGGUCUCGCCAGCCUCGGCUGUGAGAUCAGCGACCAGCAGCUGGCGGAGCUUAUGCGAGGCCAGCAAACCCUACGCCGCGCCGAGCUGGCGCAGCUCCUAGCAGAGAAGCCGGGCCUCGUUGCCAGGAGGCCGUCGAAGCAUGUUGCCUCCUCCUCCGACGAAGGCGCCUCCACUGCACCACAGGACCGUCGUUUCAAGAAGCCCUGCGAAGCGACGGACAUGGUGAGUUAG
Molecule: messenger RNA, 2280 nt
Organism: Symbiodinium sp. CCMP2592
Lineage: Eukaryota; Dinophyceae; Suessiales; Symbiodiniaceae
Source: the annotation of a GenBank genome assembly